AUGGCGAUUGAAGCUGAACGGGACGGCACUACGUUGAUAGCAAGGACUGACGCCAGGGUUGACGGCGCCAAUGCCCGGGCGUUUCAGGACGAGUUGGAAACUAUCAUUGACGAGAAUGACCGGACGGUCAUCCUAGACCUGCAGAAGCUCCUUUACAUCAGCAGCGCCGGUCUCAGGGUAAUCAUGCUGACAGCCAAGGCCUUGGGCAGGCAGGAAAUCAAGUUUGCGGUCUGUUCAUUGACGGACCCGGUGCAGGAGGUUUUCAAGGUCAGCGGGUUUGACAAGAUCAUCCUCGUGCACCCAUCCCUAUCGGACGCCAAAGCCGCCCUUCAAGGUUGA
Molecule: messenger RNA, 339 nt
Organism: Geodia barretti
Lineage: Eukaryota; Metazoa; Porifera; Demospongiae; Tetractinellida; Geodiidae
Source: the annotation of a GenBank genome assembly